CGCUCUCUGUCAGGCUCAUUCCGAUCCUCCAGGAGGCUGAAAGGCAGUGGCGAGGUUUGGCGGAGUCGGAGUUGUGGCUGCUGUUCUCACGAGCAGAAUUAGCGAGGAAGCGAAUCCCCUAAAGGGUUUUCCCGGGAAAUCUGGGAAGAGACCGAUUCAGAGCUGGAAACUUCUUUGUUUCUGAAAUGUCUGCAUGUCUAGAAAUGAAAAUAACUCAGAAUUUGAAAGUAACUCAUUAUACUUGUGAAGUUUGUCCAAAGCCUCUUGAUAAAGCUCAUAUUCUACAAAUGAAGUAGCUUCUGGAGCUAUUAUUUGGAAAUUCACCGGACCACAAAGGGAAAAUGGAAGUGGAAAAGUCAACAGCAGUGGAAGCUGCAGAUGGCCGUCCUGCCAGUCAGGCUGAGAGCAGAGCGUUCUGGGAAAGAGCCAGCCAGAAGAUCCUCCAGGAAGAAACCCUCAGCUCAGAUAUUCAAUGCUGGCACUUCAGAAAUUUUAGCUACCAGGAAUCCAAAGGGCCCAGAGAGGUUUGCAACCAACUCCAUCAGCUUUGCCAUCUAUGGCUGAAGCCAAAAAGGAACACAAAAGCUGAGAUGCUGGACCUGGUGACCCUGGAGCAGUUCCUCACCAUCCUGCCCCCAGAGAUGGAGACCUGGGUGAGAGAAUGUGGAGCAGAGACCUGUUCCCAGGCGGUGGCCCUGGCCGAAGGCUUCCUCCUGAGCCAAGCAGAGGACAAAGAGCUGGGAAAGAAGCAGGUGCAGGAGCGUCUCACAGGGGUGGUCACAGAACAUCUCAAGGGAAGGGGAGAUCUGUCUGAUCCCUCUCAGGAACAGCUCUUGAAGAUCUCCCAGACUCAGGUUGUCUCAUCACGGAACAGAAUGGUGUCAGUGGAAAUAACUGAAAUGUCUUCUCUUUGUGGUGGAGCAGAAACUGCAACUGUGUGUCCAGCUCAGGGCUCCAUGUCCUUUGAGGAGGUGGCCAUGGAUUUCACGGAGGAGGAAUGGGCGCUGCUGGAUCCCAGCCAGAGAGCCUUAUAUAGGGAAGUCAUGCUGGAGGUUUCUAGGACUAUAGCCAUUCAGGCAGGUUACAGGCAGAAGAAUGAGAAUUACAAGGAGCCAAAGGUCAUGCCAUUGCAAACAACCAAGUAUGACAUGGAAGAAAUGAAGCUUGGAAAUCAGAGGGAACCAAAAUGGCCCAAAAGAACUUACCUGGGGAAUGGAGGAGGAAUGUCCUCUUCUCUAUGUAUUGAAAUCCAUGACUUCCAAACUGAACAUGAUGAGAAAGGAAAAGGAAAGGGAAACUAUCUCAGAUGUAGCAAAACCGACAAAGAGAAAUCCAGUGUAAAUAAACAUAGCAGAAGCUAUACUAAAGAGAAACAGUAUGAAUGCAUAGAGCAUGAGAAAAGUAUGACUGAUAAUUUCCAUCUUUCUUUACCUCAAAAACUAUGCAUGAAAGACAAAUUCUACACAUAUAUAAAACGUGGGAAGAAUUUCAGUUUGAGCGCUCACCUUACUUCCUAUGAAGGGACUCAAACGGAGAAACCAUAUAAAUGCGCUGAGUGUGGAAAGGGUUUCAGUAAAAAACUGUUGCUUAUUUUACAUCAAAAAAUUCACACAAAGGAGAAACCAUAUAAAUGC
This is a messenger RNA of Python bivittatus (Burmese python), 1634 nucleotides long. RefSeq lists its product as uncharacterized. Gene Ontology annotation, cellular component: nucleus. NCBI's taxonomy places the organism in Eukaryota, Metazoa, Chordata, Lepidosauria, Squamata, Pythonidae. The record is from RefSeq and is a predicted model, not a curated record. Gene Ontology annotation, biological process: regulation of transcription by RNA polymerase II. Gene Ontology annotation, molecular function: DNA-binding transcription factor activity, RNA polymerase II-specific; RNA polymerase II transcription regulatory region sequence-specific DNA binding.